Molecule: messenger RNA, 3534 nt
Organism: Gadus morhua (Atlantic cod)
Lineage: Eukaryota; Metazoa; Chordata; Actinopteri; Gadiformes; Gadidae
Gene: mccc1
Product: methylcrotonyl-CoA carboxylase subunit
Exons: 19
Coding region: 218-2368 (716 amino acids)
Cellular component (GO): mitochondrion
Molecular function (GO): ATP binding; metal ion binding; methylcrotonoyl-CoA carboxylase activity
Source: RefSeq, a predicted model, not a curated record
AUUUCUUUAAAACACAAUCAUGUGGUCGAGUAAAUCACCCUGAUGUUCGCCUAACCACACACAUGCACGUGAUAGUAGGCCCGGUCGCACCUUUGCUCGUGUUACUUAUGUUAACAUUAAUGAAUCAUUUAUAACUGUUGUUUAUAAAAGUGCUGGAUGCGCGUGCCCGACACGCCGCUCGCUCCCGUCUGUCCGCUGCUAGCUGCAGCUCGUAAACAUGGCUGCACUCAUUCUCAAGUUCCCUAACCUGCUGGGUUUGAGAGUAUUCCCACAAAACCUGUCAUGGACCAGGGGUGGUGUGAGGUUUGUUUCAGGAGGGGUGCGGAGGAUAGAGAAGGUUCUGAUCGCCAACCGGGGGGAGAUUGCCUGCCGUGUGAUGCGGACAGCCAAGAGGAUGGGCGUGCGCUCUGUGGCCGUGUACAGCGAGGCAGACAAGCACUCCAUGCACGUCGCCAUGGCUGACGAGGCGUACCACAUCGGGCCCGCGGCCUCACAGCAGAGCUACCUGAGUAUGGAGAAGGUUCUGGAGGUGGCCAAGAGGUCAGGGGCACACGCUGUCCACCCUGGUUAUGGCUUCCUGUCGGAGAACACAGAGUUUGCGGAAGCAUGCAAACAGGAAGGCAUCAUCUUCAUUGGACCUCCUUCCUCUGCCAUCAGAGACAUGGGGAUCAAGAGCACGUCAAAGUACAUAAUGGCCGCAGCUGGGGUGCCAAUCAUCGGAGGGUACCAUGGGGAGGACCAAUCUGAUGAGAGGCUUCAGGCCGAGGCGGUCCAGAUUGGCUACCCUGUGAUGAUCAAGGCGGUCCGUGGAGGAGGAGGCAAGGGGAUGCGUAUCGCUCGGACGGACGCAGACUUCCUGGAGCAGUUGGAGUCAGCGAGAAGGGAGGCCAGGAAGUCCUUCAACGACGACGUCAUGCUGGUGGAGAAGUUUGUGGAGGACCCCAGACACGUGGAGGUGCAAGUGUUCGGCGACCAGCACGGGAACGUGGUGUACCUGUUCGAGAGGGACUGCAGCGUCCAGAGGAGACACCAGAAGAUCAUCGAGGAGGCACCGGGGCCCGGUAUCAGCGCUGAGGUUCGGAGAAAACUGGGAGAAGCAGCAGUUAAAGCCGCCAAGGCUGUCAACUACGUAGGAGCAGGUACGGUGGAGUUCAUCAUGGACGCCCAGCAUAACUUCUACUUCAUGGAGAUGAACACCCGACUGCAGGUGGAGCACCCGGUCUCAGAGAUGAUCACCGGGACGGACCUGGUGGAGUGGCAGCUGAGGGUGGCGGCGGGGGAGUGCCUGCCUCUCCUCCAGGAUGACAUCGUCCUUAGCGGCCACUCCUUCGAGGCCCGCAUCUACGCAGAGGACCCCAACAACGACUUCAUGCCGGGGGCGGGGCCUCUGCUGCACCUCUCCACGCCCCCGGAGGAGGCGGAGACUCGCAUCGAGACGGGCGUCAGAGAAGGAGACGAAGUGUCGGCCCACUAUGAUCCGAUGAUAGCCAAGCUGGUGGUGUGGGGCCGAGAUCGAUCGUCCGCACUGAAGAAGCUGCGAUACUGCCUACGACAGUACAAUAUCGUGGGUCUCCACACCAACAUCGACUUCCUGCUGAGCCUGUCGGCCCACCCGGAGUUCGAGGCGGGCAACGUGACGACCAGCUUCAUCCCGCAGCACUACGCCCAGCUGUUCCCCGCCGCCGCCCCCCUGGCCGGGGCCACCCUCUGCCAGGCCGCCCUGGGCCUGCUGCUCCGGGAGAGGAGCCUCACGCAGGAGUUCACACGGAGCUCUGCCGACCCCUGCUCUCCCUUCGGCUCCAGCAGUGGCCGGAGGUUCAACAUUCUGUACAACAGGAACAUGACUCUACAAGUGGGAGACAAAAAGGUGGACGUCGCGGUCACUUACAACAAAGAGGGGAGCUACACCAUGCAGAUUGGUGAGGAGUUGUACCAUGUGACCGGGGAGGUGGAGUCAGAGGGCGGAGCUUCGUUCCUCCACUGCUCCGUCAACGGGGUGGAGUCGCGUCCCAAACUGGUCAUCGUGGACAACACCGUCCACCUGUUCUCCAUGGAGGGGAGUGCGGCCGUGUCGGUCCCCGUACCGAAGUACCUGGCGGCGGUCAGCGGCUCCGGGGCCCAGGGCGGCGCCGUGGCCCCCAUGACCGGAACCAUAGAGAAGGUGAUGGUGAAGGUGGGAGACCAGGUGUCGGCCGGGGACCCCCUCAUGGUGAUGAACGCUAUGAAGAUGGAGCACACCAUCCGGGCCCCCAAGGCGGGCGUCAUCAAGAAGGUGUUCUUCAAGGAGGGCUCCCAGGCCAGCCGCCACGCCCCAUUGGUGGAGAUGGAGGAGGAGGAGGAGGAGGAAGAGGCCGCCGCCAGCCAGUGAAGAGGCCCCAACGCACUCUCUGGCACACAGGCCCGUGGUUUGUGCGUCGACGCGCGGUACGAGGACGGAGGCGGGGACGGAGGUUGAUGGACGUAGAAUAGAUGGUGUAGAACGAUGUCCUGAGUAAUGGGCCUGUUGUAGGGCUGAUCCACAUCCCUGACGUUCCCUUCAAACCUCUGCGGAAAACUGCCUUUGCAUUUUGCUAAUUGUGUCAAGUGUAUCGAUCCAAGAACUGACAUCGUUUUUUUCCUCACAUUGUGUCUUUCUUUAUAAUCUAGUUUGUUUUUGGUAGCAGGAUCACUUUGUUUUCCCAGACCCAGUAACUGACUGUACCUUUUUGCUACCCUUACUGUUGCUACUCAUCUUUGUGUGUGUGUGUGUGUGUGUGUGUGUGUGUGUGUGUGUGUGUGUGUGUGUGUGUGUGUGUGUGUGUGUGUGUGUGUGUGUGUGUGUGUGUGUGUGUGUGUGUGUGUGUGUGUGUGUGUGUGUUUUCAAUAAAGCUGAGCUCAGCUUCUCUGAUAUUUUUGGGUUGUCUUGUAAUAAAAGCAUAAAGAGCUCUUAUCCAUUUCAUUGAAAUGGCGACGCAGAAAAUGGCAUACAUAAAAUAUGGGAGUUAGAGUAUACUUUGCAGGCAUAUUUCAUAUUAAUAAGUGAGAGCCUGGACUCUUGCUGUAAUAUAUUUCCCAUUCUCAUCCAGGGUGGCCAUGCGUCAUUAUGGCAGAUCGCCCUGUGGCAUUACAUAACUCUUAUGAUUGGAAAAUGGGUAUUUGUAAUAUGGGAGUGUGUUCUAGCUGUCGUUUGUAGAAAACACGCUGAAUGACAAACUCCAAAGCCUUGUCACGUGUUUCCCUAAGGCUCACCCUUUGGAGGUACUGAAUUGAGGUGAUGAAUGUCAUUGUAUGACAGAAUUCUCCUGUACUUGGGAGUGUUGACUAUUAGUGUUUCGGUUGCACAAUGUCAACGUCGCAAGGUCAUUCUACCGUUAAUACUGUGGAAUCUGUCAAGAUGAGUGGGUUAGCAUGAAGAUUGUUAGACUAGUGUUGAGUGAUUCUGUAUGAUAACUAACCAGUGUCUUCUGAAAUCAUUACACACAUGUAUUCAUCUUUGGUUUGGGAUUGUUUAUAGUAUAUGUAUUGUUUGAUUAUGAAUAAAUCAUUUGGAAGUAG